Messenger RNA from Solea solea (common sole), 1517 nucleotides. It is a transcript of the gene fgg, whose product is annotated as fibrinogen gamma chain. The transcript has 9 exons. The coding region runs from base 50 to 1339 and encodes 429 amino acids. NCBI's taxonomy places the organism in Eukaryota, Metazoa, Chordata, Actinopteri, Pleuronectiformes, Soleidae. The record is from RefSeq and is a predicted model, not a curated record. Gene Ontology annotation, cellular component: fibrinogen complex. Gene Ontology annotation, biological process: blood coagulation; protein polymerization; platelet activation. Gene Ontology annotation, molecular function: signaling receptor binding.
ACUCCUCAUUCUCCAAGAGGACAAGACCACAUCUGGUGGCUGAAGCAACAUGGCCCCAUCACUUCUCACAACAGCAGGAGGGCUUCUGUUACUGUUUUCCAUCUCAUCUGCACAAACCAGAGGAGACAACAUCUUAACAUGCACCAAAACCGAUGCCUUCGGAAAAUACUGUCCCACGACAUGUGGAGUGGCUGAUUACCUUCUGAGGUAUCUGCCAGGAGUAGAUGAUGAGUUGGAGACUUUGCAAAGUGAGCUGGACAAAAUUGCCAAUUUGACCCAGGGGACAGACGAAACAAUAGUCUACAUGAAAGAUUCUACCACUUCAGCUCAAAAGAGUGGACCACAAGACACAAAUUUCAAAAGGUCGUCGAGUAUGCUGGAUGAUGUCGUCCACUAUGAAAAUACCAUCCUUUCACAAGAGCAACAAAUGUAUGAACUCGGGGAAAUAAUUUCAUCUAACGAGAGGAGGAUGGCGGACUUGAAGCAGCUCUCCCUCCAGCUGCAGCAGAAAUGCAGCGAGCCUUGCAAAGACACAGUCGAAAUCCAACCCACCACAGGAUCAGACUGUCAGGACAUUGCAAACAAAGGUGCCACCACCAGCGGCCUUUACUACGUCAAGCCAGCUCAGGCCACUGAACAGUUCCUGGUCUACUGUGAAAUUGACAGCUUUGGACGUGGAUUCACAAUUAUACAGAGGAGACGCGACGGCAGUGUGGACUUCAACAAGGACUGGACCCAGUACAAGGAGGGAUUUGGUUAUCUCUCCCCAGACGACACUACCGAGUUCUGGCUCGGCAACGAGAAGAUCCACCAGCUGACCAUUAAUUCGCCCAUCCCGACUGUGCUGAGGAUCGAGCUUGUUGACUGGGAAGGCAACAAAAGACAUGCAGACUACCACACGUUCAAACUGGGAUCAGAGGCCGACAAGUACCGGCUGACCUAUGGCUACUACUUUGGCGGCGAUGCAGGAGAUGCUUUUGACGGCUUUGACUUUGGCGAAGACCCCAGCGACAAGUUCUACACGUCACACAACGGACAGCAGUUCAGCACCUUCGACAGCGACAAUGACAAGUAUGAUGGCAACUGUGCUCGGCAGGAUGGCUCUGGCUGGUGGAUGAACAGAUGUCAUGCUGCACAUUUGAACGGCAAAUACUACACGGGUGGUAGGUACACAGAAAAGGAUGCAGGUGAAUUUGGUUACGACAACGGCAUCAUUUGGGUGACAUGGCACAACCGCUGGUACUCUCUGAAAGAAACCACCAUGAAGAUCAUUCCACUGACCCGCUUCACAUCAGCCGAUGGACAACAGGCGGGUGUGAAACAGUUUGGUGGACUAUAAAAGUAAAAGCACGAUCAAAAGUAGACAUGUGUUUGUGGUCAGUGCUUGUGUCCAGCACAGACACCUUGUAAGGGUGUUUCUCCAUGUAAUAUUUGCAUGUCUGUAGCUGUUCACUGAUGUUUUCCUUCUCCAGUGUUGUUUUGGGCACUAAAUAAAUGUCCUGUUCUUCACCAAAUAA